Zophobas morio is the source of this 3642-nucleotide messenger RNA. RefSeq names its product DNA-directed RNA polymerase II subunit RPB2-like. The record is from RefSeq and is a predicted model, not a curated record. Gene Ontology annotation, molecular function: DNA binding; ribonucleoside binding. Bases 25 to 3606 code for a protein of 1193 amino acids. NCBI's taxonomy places the organism in Eukaryota, Metazoa, Arthropoda, Insecta, Coleoptera, Tenebrionidae. The transcript is spliced from 35 exons. Gene Ontology annotation, biological process: DNA-templated transcription. Gene Ontology annotation, cellular component: RNA polymerase II, core complex.
AACUAAUGAUUAACACUUUAUAAAAUGUCGUAUGAAGAUGUUGAUGAUUUUGGAUUUCAGGAAACUGAAUACCAAGAUCAAAUUGGAACUGCAGAUUGCUGGCAAGUCAUUGACGCUUUUUUCCAAGAAAAGGGUCUAGUACGUCAGCAAUUAGACUCAUUCGAUGAAUUUAUAAAUUCAAUGAUACAACAUAUCAUUGUUGACACACCGCCUGUAGACUUACAAGCGGAAUCACAACAUUUAUCCGCUGAUUCUGAAAAGCCUCCGCGGUAUACCGUUACUUUUGAUAGUAAAGUUUACUUGGGCAAACCUACUAAAUACGAGCAAAAGACUGUUGAGCUCUAUCCAAACGAAGCUCGCUUACGAAAUCUGACAUAUGCAGCUCCGCUUUGUGCCGAUGUUUCCGUAUUGAUCACGCAUCCCCGCGGAGAGCCCGAGCAAAGGAAAUACCCGCAGUUGCAAAUCGGUCGAAUUCCGAUAAUGCUGAAGUCUAGCGCUUGCGCUCUCUCCUCCUACGACGAAAAGGACAUCCCUGAAUUAGGAGAAUGUUCUUACGAUCAGGGGGGGUACUUUAUUAUCAGUGGCUCAGAAAAGGUGCUGAUUGGUCAAGAAUCGAUGGGUCGGAACACUGUUUAUGUGUUUAAGAAAACUGGCAAGUAUUCGUACGUUUCUGAGAUUCGCUCUGUGCUGGAAGGAGGCACCACCACCGGCAGCAAACUGUACGUCAAGCUUUUAGGAAAGCAGAACGUCUCUUCCAAAGUCAACCAGACGGGCCAGACAAUCCGGGCGACGUUGCCGUACAUAAAGGACGACAUUCCGUGCAUCAUUGUGUUCCGUGCGUUGGGCUUUGUUUCCGACAAGGACAUUCUCGAGCACAUCAUCUAUGACUUCCGCGAUGCCGAGAUGAUGGAGAUGCUCAAGCCGUCCCUCCUUGAAGCCUUUGACUUCCAGCACCAGAACCCGGCUUUGGACUACAUAGGGUCGCGCGGAAGGGCCGUGGGAAUAGUGAAAGCCGCCCGCAUCAACCACGCUAGGGACAUACUCCAAAAGGAGAUGCUUCCACACGUGGGGAUCGACGAGUACUGCGAAACAAGAAAAGCUUUUUUCUUCGGGUACAUCAUCCACCGCUUAUUAUUGGCUGCUCUUGGCAGGCGCGAGUGUGAUGACAGAGAUCAUUUCGGGAAUAAGAGAAUAGACCUUGCGGGCCCCUUAUUGGCCCAGCUUUUCCGGCAAUUGUUUAGAAAUUUGGUUAAAGAAAUUCAAACGACCCUUAAACGGUGCUUAGACGAGUCCAAAGACUUCAACAUAACACGUGCAAUCGACCACAACAUUAUAACACGUGGCUUGCGGUAUGCCCUUGCAACCGGGAACUGGGGGGAACAGCGGAAAGCCCAUCAAACACGUGCUGGCGUUUCCCAGGUCCUUAACCGUCUGACCUUCGUGUCGACUUUGUCACACCUUCGCCGCCUCAAGUCUCCUAUUGGUCAAGAUGGGAAGCUGGCGAGGCCGCGUCAGUUGCAUAACACCCAUUGGGGGAUGGUGUGCCCGGCAGAAACUCCAGAGGGCAGCGCCUGCGGCCUCGUGAAAAACUUGGCGUUGAUGGCCUAUAUAACCGUUGGGACUGAGUCAGAGCCGGUUCGAGAGUUCUUAGAGGACUGGCAAACACUCUCGUUUGAGGAAACGUCCGCCUCUGCUAUAGGGGAAGCUACCAAGGUGUUUCUGAACGGAAACUGGGUGGGCGUCCACUCAGACCCAAACGAAUUGGUAUCGACUUUGCGAAAGGUUCGACGAAGAAAAAACAUCAGCCACGAGGUUUCUGUCGUGCACAUGGUUCGCGAGAAGGAGUUGCGGUUAUCAACCGAUGCCGGCCGCGUUUGCCGGCCUUUAUUCGUUGUGCGACCCGAUCAAACGUUGGAGAUACAAAAGUCGGAUGUUGAGAUGCUGAAUACGCAUGACGAAACGCACACUGAUCAGCCAACCACUUUUGAGCAUCUGCUUGAGCGCGGCGUCGUUGAAUAUAUUGAUGUGGCCGAAGAGGAGACGUGCAUGAUUGCUAUGUUUAUAGAGAAACUCAAGCAAGGCAACUGCGGCACCUACACUCACUGCGAAAUUCAUCCGUCCAUGAUACUUGGCGUUUGCUGUUCCAUCAUUCCGUUUCCUGACCACAACCAAUCCCCCCGUAACGUGUACCAGUCAGCCAUGGGCAAGCAAGCCAUGGGCAUCUACAUAACCAACUUCCAAGUUAGAAUGGACUCAUUAGCGCAUGUUCUAUUCUACCCGCAAAAGCCACUCACCACCACGCGGGCUAUGGAGUACCUGCAUUUCCAGGAGCUUCCCGCUGGGAUUAAUGCUGUAGUAGCGAUUGCUUCCUACACCGGGUACAACCAGGAAGACUCUGUUAUUAUUAACCAAUCUUCGGUGCAACGAGGACUGUUCCGGUCUAUUUUUUAUCGAACUUAUAAGGAUGAGGAAAAAAGGAAAAGUUGGGCAGAUGAGACAUUUGAGAAACCGGACCGCUCUACCACAACGGGGUUUCGCAACAGAGGAUUCUAUGAAAAGCUGGACGAUGACGGACUGGUUGCGCCCGGCAUUAGCGUCAAUGAGAACGACGCCAUUAUUGGAAAGACCACCCCUAUCGAACAGGACGAAGAGCUACUCAAGCAAGACUCUAAGGGCAACAUAUACACUAAGCGAGACAGCUCUACUUUUUUGAGAGCGGGCGAACACGGGAUUGUGGAUCAAGUCCUCCUCACUGAGAACGGCGAAGGCAAUAAAUUUUGCAAAAUUCGCGUUCGGUCUGUGCGCAUACCUCAAAUUGGCGAUAAGUUUGCUUCUCGACACGGCCAAAAAGGGACGUGCGGUAUCCUAUACAACCAGGAGGACAUGCCCUUUACAGCUGAGGGAAUUAUACCAGACAUCAUCGUCAAUCCGCAUGCUAUUCCGUCGCGCAUGACUAUUGGUCACAUGAUUGAGUGUCUAAUGGGCAAAGUCGCCGCCCUCAUGGGUCAAAUUGGGGACGCCACGCCUUUUCUCCACUACGACAAUAUCGUUGCAAGCGUAAGUGAUAUGCUUAAGAGCUACAAGUACCAUCAAUAUGGGAACGAGGUCAUGUACUGCGGACACACAGGCAGGAAGAUCAACACACAAGUCUUCAUUGGUCCGACUUACUACCAAAGACUAAAGCACAUGGUUGACGACAAGAUUCAUGCAAGAGCACGAGGCCCUUGCGCGGCGCUUACAAGGCAGCCUAUGGAGGGCCGCUCUAGAGACGGCGGCCUGCGCUUUGGUGAAAUGGAGCGUGAUUGCAUGAUAGCACAUGGCGCUGCUCAAUUUUUGCGUGAGCGACUCAUGGACGUUUCGGACGCCUUUUCAGUGCAUGUCUGCAACCUCUGCGGCCUUAUAGCAGUAGCAAAGACCAAGACAGACGAGUAUGAGUGCUUUGGCUGCAAAAAUACAACCAAGAUCUCGAGAGUGAUGAUCCCGUACGCUUGUAAGCUGCUCUUCCAAGAACUGAUGGCCAUGAGUAUCGCACCUCGCAUGAUGGUGCUUCGGCCAGGACAGUGCAUGCGCUUAAAAUACGACGAUGCCGGUAACCGUCUUCCUUAGAACAGCGCUUUUGCCUUUAGAAUACAAUUGACAAAU